UUGUGACACCCAGUGACCGGAGGAAUCAUGUUUUUGGUGGACGGAAACUCUACAAGCAACCAGUUGGACUGAAGGAUGAACUGAUGAGAAUCCAGUGGUCAAAAGGACAAGAUCACUGACCUCACGUUGUGACAAAGGUGAAACCAUUUAAACUGAUUAGUGACCGGUGCGCGCGGAGGCUGCACACGCACACCACGUUUCUCUCAAGCGGGGUAUUUGGACCCUUUUCUAUCUUCUCUUUUGUUUUUUAAGUCUUUUUUAUAAUUAUUGUUUUGCAAAAGUGUAUUUUAUUACCCCGUUUGUUUCCUGCCCGGGGCAAAAGGAGUCGUGGACAAGCCUCGAGGCAGAGUUCACAGUGGGUCGUUACAGCAGCAGCAGUGUUAUAUAAUCGGCAGUAACAAUCAGUGCAGACAGAGCUGAGAUCGAAGCUGCUGCGCUGCAACCGGAUCACUGCUGAGGAAGCCCAAAGAGGAAACGGUAGGAAAAUAAAGGUUUGUGUGUACCAGCAUGGACAGUAUGCUGGAAAACCUCUCAAAAAAUGAGUUUAUCAGUAUUUGUGUCCGGGAUCCAAGGCUCCAAAAAGAAGACCUGUGGCACACGCAUGUCGACUACGAUAUCUGUUUACAUACCAAUAGCAUGUGUUUCCGAAAGAAGGCUUCCUGUGUGAGGCGGCGUUACAGUGAAUUUGUGUGGCUGCGUCAUUGUCUGGAACAGAAUGCCCUCAUCAUACAAUUACCAAAGUUGCCACCCUGGAACCCUUUCUUCAGUCUGAAGAAUAGAGAGCAGGUCUCACAGAGGAUGAAGGGCCUACAAGAGUUUUUAGAAGGUGUUCUACAUACGCCGUUCUUGUUAUCAGACAGUCGGCUCCAUCUGUUCCUCCAGUCCAACCUCAGCAUCACAAAGAUAGAGAGGUGUGCUCUUGGGAGGACCAGAUACACGGUGGCUGAAGCCAUACAACGUUCCAACCUGGAUUGCAUCAGAAUAGAGGACAAGGGCUCCUGUGACUCCGACUGUGAAAGCAGCUCUUCGUCGUCGGGCUUGGGACAAAGUGUGGACUCUGUGAUGCGAGAUAGCCCACUCCCCUGCUUUGAGUCCUGACAGGCUGAGAGUUGUUUACCUGACAGAACUUCUCACCCUCACAUACGAAGUCUUGAUGUUCUGCUGUUUUACCCCCACGUGGCUUUCUUUUUGUACAUGGAUGUAUUGACUGUUUUCUCCUCCAAGCAUCAAAAGGAAAAAAAAUCCAUUUAGUCUUGUUAACUCCAUUACGCUCCCCUUAGCAUUUGUUUUAAUAGUGGGUCUCUUAAAGCAUGUACUUGAGUCAUUCGAAUGUAGUGGAGUACCUGAAUGUGUUGGAAAAAAAGAAUAUUUUUCUUGUUUUUAAAUGUAUAGUUAACCUACAUUUGCAAUGACAAUGUCUUUAAUUUUUUUUGUAUAUAUAUAUUUUUAUCAGCACUGUGGCUAGCAAGGGAUGUUUUGACUUUUAAAAAAAAAAAAACUUUUAUCACUUGUUAUUGGAUAAAUAAACUUUUUUGAAG
This is a messenger RNA of Solea senegalensis (Senegalese sole), 1538 nucleotides long. It is a transcript of the gene snx10a, whose product is annotated as sorting nexin 10a. Bases 508 to 1098 code for a protein of 196 amino acids. Gene Ontology annotation, molecular function: phosphatidylinositol binding. NCBI's taxonomy places the organism in Eukaryota, Metazoa, Chordata, Actinopteri, Pleuronectiformes, Soleidae. The record is from RefSeq and is a predicted model, not a curated record. The transcript has 8 exons. Gene Ontology annotation, biological process: intracellular protein transport.